Messenger RNA from Cinara cedri, 5454 nucleotides. The record is from the annotation of a GenBank genome assembly. NCBI's taxonomy places the organism in Eukaryota, Metazoa, Arthropoda, Insecta, Hemiptera, Aphididae.
AUGGGCGGACUCAAACAAUCGCAAUGGACACCGACCAAGAGACGAGGCCCGAUAGCUGCUGAAUUUUCCGGUCCCGGGCCAGCCGCAGUAGCUUUACCAACGCUCGUCGGUAAGUAGUCUUUCAUUUCUAUAUCCAUAGUAUUAUAUACUACCUAUGUGUAACACUAUAUUAGUACAAACAAUUCCUCUCGAUCGUGUCUGUUCAAAUACAUUUCAACCCAUUUUUACAGGAAACUUAGUACCCGAAUCUAAACGUGGACGUGCACCGGCCUUUAGUUUUGGAGCUAGGUAUGUGAUUUUGUUUAUCCGAUUACUUGUGUUGAGUUUAACGCCUAUAAAAUAAAGUUUAUUUAAAGAUAAACAAGCAAUGAUAAUAUAACCAAUUUAGAAAAUUAUAAAACUAUAGAGUUUGAAAAUAAACGUUAUUUUCAGACACAACGAAAAAAACGAUAGUGCUGGACCCGGACCCGGCCAGUACAACAUAACUGGAUUGAGCGCAAAAGGUUAGUUUAUUUUGUUUUUCUAUCAAUCAUUAUUGUCGAGUUAGUUUACAACGUUCGAUUUCAUUCACCAAUUCUCACGGUCUUCAGCAAGCCGAAAUCCUCGCAUUUUUUUUUUUUUUUUUCCAGUUGAAAUAUGUAUUUCUUGGUCUUUCUAGUAGUGUUUGUCCAUCAAUAGAACCUGCAAGUGUAACGCAAUAUUCUUCAUCGUGUCUUAGAACGUGUCCCAUCAUAUCCCACAUUUGGGUACUUAUUCAUUAUUUUUGUCGAAUGGAUACAUCGGCGAAACAGUUAAUCUAUACUUUUUAAUUUGUACCUAUAGUUAAAUUUUUAUGCAUAAUUAAUAUAUAAAUGAAAAAAACAAAAAUGAAUUAAAAUAAAAAUAAAUAAAUAUCAGGUCAGUGUUGUAUGCCAUACUUUUCAAAUACCUAUUUUAUUGAAGAUAUGUCAUAAUUUGAAAAUUAUUUCGCCUUUUUUAUAAAUUUUCUGUUUGGCUUACAGCAUCACCAACGUAUGUCACUUUUAGUUUAACUAGUCCGAUUUUCCUCUAUAAACUUUCAAACAUUUUCCAAAUGGACACAUUAUAACCACCUGCAACUUGCUAUUACGCCAGAUUUAAUCUAUGUAUGGCAAUUUAUUUCGUAGAGAUUCCGUAAUUACGAUUGCAAUUUUUGUGCCAGUCUUCAUCGGCAUCUCUAUGAAAUUAAAAAAAAAGUUAAGAUAAUGGGGACGGACAAGUCACGGGUAUAAAUGGGAAGUUGGAUAGAUAUGAUACAGACGGGAAUUUAAUGUAUAUCUGUAAACGAUAAAUCAUUGCUUACGAAAAAACGAUUCUGAGCGGAGUUCAGGUAAUAGUGAUACUUUGUCGACAAUAUAUAUGCCAUAAUAUAGUGAAAUAAUUAAAUAAGCUCUAUAUAUUUUCUUUAAUAAUAUUUGUUUAAUGCUGUACCGUUUUUCCCAGUUUUCCCAUGUUUUAUCCCGGUUUUUCACAUUUCCUGGUAACACUCAUGAGAAAAUCGAAAAAUGACCUCUCAACAAGUUCGUCAAAUGCUUUGACUGCAUUUUGAAGUGGCACAAAAGCCAAUGUUGCCAACAUUUUUGUUUUAAUUGCAAAUAAUUCAACAUCUGUUUAGUGUGUUGUCUGUAAACUUUCUUGUUUUUUAAAUUUGCAAGUAUUUAUUUGGUAGGUACUAUAUAAAUGUAAUAAAAUUGUUUGACUAAUCAAAAAUGCUUGAAAAUUUAAUGGGAAGUUUAUUUUAAGUCACGCUUAGUGGUAAAAAAUAAGUAGAAUAUUAUAUAGUUGUAAUUUUUUUUUUUUUAUAGUGGACUUAAGAACAAAUUUUGAUGAAAAUCGUAAAUAUUUUAUUGCCUUUCAAAUUAUGUAUAUACGAAUUUCGCUCAUAAUUGUUUUUCGUUAGCAACGGUUUAUUCGUUGCUUACAAAUAUAAAUUAACUAAAUGUAUGUAUCCUAUCUGUCCAACUUCUUCCCACUUACAUAAAACUUACAUAAAUAAAUGGCACACCCAUCGGUAAUAGGUGUUAGUUUUUUUUGCUAGCCAAUUUAAUAGAAAUGUUAGUUAAUUUUCCGAAAAAGUAUUAUGUUUGGCCUCUCUUGAAAAAUUGAAAUUUGGUUCCGAGCCGAGUUGGUAAUGUUUACGAACUUAUACUGGGUGAUUCAUUUAAGUGGGUACACUCAUUAUCUCGGAAAGUAUUAAUUUUUUCUGAUAUUUGUUUUCCAGAACAUUUAAGAAACAAUCAUACAAUUUUAUAUUCAUGUUAUUUUUUUUCACUCUUAUUUUUGAGGGUAAAACAAACCACUGCCUACUUUUGAUUUUCUAACGGCAACCUAUAUUUAAAAAUCCAUAAAUAUAUGGCGUAUUAGUUAAAAUCAGUUUUAGUGUAGACGUUUUUGAUUUCCAUUGAACCGUUGACGAGAUAUUCCACUUUUAAGUUUGGAUUGGAGGAGAGUAGUAGAGUGUCAUUUGUGUGACGGUACGGCGCUCGACGUGUUAUAAAUGCACCACUAUUCUUCUCCAAUCCAAAAUUAAAAGUGGAAUAUCUCAUCAACGGCUCGACAGAAAUAAACAAUUUCAACACUCAAAUUUAUUUUAACUAAUAGUCCAUCUAUUUGUGGAAUUUUUAAUAAAGGUUGUCAUUUGAAAAUCAAUAGUAGAUAGUGGUUUUACCCCCCAAAAUAGGGAUUACGAAAAAUAACAUAAAUAUAAAACUGUAUAGCUAAUUGUUUCUUAAAUGUUUUAGAAAACGAAUUCUAAAAAAUGUAAUACUUUCCGAGAUAAUGAGUGUACCCAUUUAAAUGAAUCGCCCGAUAUAAUAUAGGCUAUGAUAAUACUCAACGAUAUCGCAUAAAAACAACGUACGUACCUCCAUGACGCCAUAAUCGACUGGGUGCUGGUAAACUCCUACAAAAGUACCUAGGUAAUCUCCUAAAAAAUACAGUGUUAACCCCUAACUCUUAUACUAGAUAGUUGUAAAGUUAUAAAAAGUAAAAUAAGUUAUUUUAAAAUAGAUAAAAAAUCAAUCAUAAAUUACAAAAAUCAAAAUAUUAUAAUACGAUUUUUUUUUUCUAGUUAUUAAAAUAGGUAAAUUAAGUAAAUUAAUAAGUGCAAUGAAUUAAUACUAUUAGGGAGAUUACGCCAUAUAUUUUCGGCAGGUAAAAAAGGGACUAUGUAGGAGUUUGCACUGUGUUUUAAACAAAAAUAAAAAAGUAAUUUGUAUAGGAGUUUACAUGUAGCCAAUCGAUUUACCUACUUACAGGCAAAGACACACCGCCGGCCGCAACACUGCACUCGAGGCCUAAGGAUGCGCGGACCGACAACUUCCCGGCGCCGGGCGAUUACAACCCGGAGAAGUCUGAGAAGGUGAUGCACGAACACUCGCCCCAGUACACGUUCGGGUUGAAGACGCAGUUGGACAAGCCGAACCCGAACCCGGCGCCCAACGUGUACAACAUCCCGACCGUGAUGGGCGCCGCCAAGGAGGGACACUUUCGGGCCGCGCCGUCGUUCAGCAUCUCGGGCCGUACCAAGGAGUUCCCUGACGGCCGUCUCCUCAACCCCGGCCCCGGCGCCUACAACGACGUAAGCGCCGACAGCAUCAAGCCCAAAUCACCCGCGUUCACGGUCAGCGCCCGGUACACGAUGCCGGGCGACCAUUCCCCUAGGCCGGGACCGGGAGCCUAUUCUCCCGAAAAGGUUUGUUCGGCGACCUCUACGACUGGGACCCCGAUUAUUCCCGUACCUACCCAUUUAUAUACAAAAAUAUAUCAUUACAGUAGACAAAUAUGGACAAAAUAUGAUCCCAACAACAAUAUACAUUGCCAUUUAAUUGAAAACGAGUUGGGUGAGCGUAACUUUAUUGAUGGCGUAUAGGUGUACUUCGAGCAUCGUGCUUACCCGGGUAGAUGAAACUAAACUGAGCUACCAACUGGUUUCUAAACACGAUUCCAGGUGCUAAAGUAAUAUUACUAUGUAGGUACCUAAUCUAUAAUAUGACAAAUUUGAAUACAUAAAAUCCUUAUUAAUGAAUUGCAUAAUAUUGCUGUGAAAACCACAUCUAAAUCUGUUCAGUGGUACUCGAUAAUUGUCAUACAGACAGAGACAGUCAAGCGCUGGAGAUUUGUUUUUAUCAAUUUUUUAAUAUUACAAAAUAUACUUGGGAUAUCUUGUCUUAGCAAAAAGUUUCCAAACCUAAUCAAUAAUUUACCACUUGUCCACCCACCUAAAUUUGACGGUUUUAUUAGAUAUUUAAAAAAAGUUAACAAUAUUGGUAGUAGGAGACCAAAAUAGAGAUUUACAAAUACAAUCAUUGCGUGAUUUUAAGAAUUUAAAACAAUUUAUAACUAUAAAUAAGUUUAUAGCAACUAGUACCUAAUUAAAAAAAAUUAAUAAAAGAUUUAACUUUCAAUCUUCAAUGAGCCUAGCAAACAUUUGUAUGAAUUUCCCAACUUGUAUUAGGCAUUGAGUUAGAUUUUCAUGUCCAAAAAUUCAUCUAAAUGACUGAUUUUAACUACCUAUAAGGCAUAUAAAUCUAAUGGCAUCCCUGUUUAAUUUAACACACAAAGAAAUUGAUAAUAUUUAUAUUUCCAACAAAUAUUUAACAUCAUAAUCUAUUAGACACAAAAUCAGAAGUGAUCUUAAAACACUGGUUUUAUUAUAUACAUCACGGUUUUAAACGUUUUAGGUGACAAUGUUAAAAUCAUCUGUCCCAUCUUAUUCUUUUGGUAUAAGACAUUCUCAGUACGAAGGAAUAAUAUACGAACAAGAAUAGGUCAGUGUAUAAUAUUGUCUACUUUUCAAAGUAAUUUUUGUAAAAUGCACUUUGGGCAAUAUAAACGAUAUAAUAUAACCCUGGUACGCACUGCACAUUUUAACUAGAUCACCAUGGGUUUUAAAAAUGCACAAUAGGUUGCACAAUAAGUAGAGAGCACAAAUUAUAUUUGAUCACAAAUAUUGUUUACUAUAAAUUAAUAUAGAAUACUAUGAUAUUAAAUACAAUUGUAUAAGUACAUUUUCAUUAUUAUAUUUUAAAAAAUCAAUACAUUUUAACACGUCAAUCUGUUAAACGGACAAAAUUGUAAUAGGUUCAUGCAAAUAAAAUCAUUUUUGGAUUUUUAUAAAAUGAUACAUCAAUUUUAAAAUAUAUAAAACCUUAGCAGAUUGAUUGCAGAAUAAUCAUAAAAUGUUUACUUGUACGUGCGUAUAAAAAACCAUGGGCGCUAUGAGCCCUAAGAGCUUAACAAUAUUAUAUACAUGUAUGAAAUGAACAUAGUUUUUUCCUCAUGACUUAAUUUUUAAAUAGUUAUUUUGAAGUGUAAUUAGUUCCUAAUUUUUACAAGAAUUUUAAUAUAAUGUUUCAGGUUCAAAUUGAAACACAAGCACAUUCUUUUGGAAUCAAACAUUCACCAUAUUCUAAUUCUUUUGGCAUUGGUUACUAA